Molecule: messenger RNA, 222 nt
Organism: Nannochloropsis gaditana CCMP526
Exons: 2
Coding region: 16-144 (42 amino acids)
Source: RefSeq, a predicted model, not a curated record
AGGCACAAGGCGCAGAUGCUGGAACUCAUGGGCGGAUCGGUGAAGCAUGACCACAGACACCCGGUCUUCAACUUCCUCUUCGAGGUGAGUUGCCGGGUAGGCCAAGGAGAGACGUGCAUUAUUCAUGAAGUGCCAGGGAUAUAGGGAGUAAAUUGGAUGUAUGGGCUGAUAUAUGGCCUUCGUUCUUGCUACGUGGCUUCCCACGGCUGUACAGAUACGAGG